GGCGCGGCGCAGCAUGGCAUGCUGGGACUUGAAGUUCCUCCUGCGUCUCCCGCCAGUUCGCGGAGAGAAGAAAGAACUACGACUCCCGAAGACUCGUACAGCCCGCAACCCUGAGGCUACCGGAAGCUGGGCGGAGCGACCGAGGAUCUUCACAACAUCCGGGCCCCCACGCCUUCAGCCGGUUGCCACGGAGACGGGCUGCCACACGGGAAGACUGAGGGUUUCCACCCACCCUCUCCCUGCCAAGAAAUUGCGGUUUACGCGCUCCGAUCGUCCUGGCUUCAUCGUUGCUGCUGCUCUCAGUCGAUUCUGUAAGAAGACUGGGCCCUACGCCUUUGCCAGACUUCUCGCUAGCAGAAAAGAGUUGCUUUUGCCGAAGAGAUUAAGAUGGAGAGAGAGACAGACUGCGAUUUGACAGGUCCUCCUGUAUCCCAUGAGAUGGCCUGUCUCCCUGAGAUGACCCUCUGGUCCUCUGUGUGAUUACUCGUAUGAGCCAUCAUUGCCAGUUCGUGUGGUGCUGGAAAUAGACUUCAGGGCCUUUUUGUAUGUUAGGCAAGCAUUCUACCAACUAAGCCACAUCUUCAGCCUGAUAAGAAAACUUCUUUGACUUCAGAUGCAGAAAUGAGACCUGAACCACCAGCUCCAUGCGUGAACCCUGGCAACCCUGUGUUUUCCUGUAUGUUGGACCCCAAGACAUUGCACACAACCACCUCACUGUCCAAACCCCAGAUGAUUAUGUACAAGACCAAUGCCAGCCAGUACGGGGCCUUCUCACCCAGGCCCUUCUUCUUUCCCUGUAAGUACCUGCCACAGGAGCAAGAGUUUUCAGAGCACCUUAGAGCAACUGGCUUUUAUCAAAACAAUGGCCUAAAUACUGGCCCUGACCGAACCAGAACCGUUGAUUCUCCUAAUUAUCAACACACACUAUGAAAAUACAUCCUUCUGAUAAUUGAAGAGAAAAUGUCCUGGGUGAUACAAGUUUUUAAGUCUAGAAUACCUGAUUUUGAACAUUUGAAAUUUAAUAACUUUUAAUAAAAAAGAUACAAAUACAUGUUCUAAAAAUA
Mastomys coucha (southern multimammate mouse) is the source of this 1064-nucleotide messenger RNA. It is a transcript of the gene Pierce2, whose product is annotated as chromosome unknown C15orf65 homolog. The record is from RefSeq and is a predicted model, not a curated record. Bases 622 to 930 code for a protein of 102 amino acids. Gene Ontology annotation, cellular component: axonemal microtubule. Gene Ontology annotation, biological process: axoneme assembly. NCBI's taxonomy places the organism in Eukaryota, Metazoa, Chordata, Mammalia, Rodentia, Muridae. The transcript has 3 exons.